GAUGAUUAGACGCAAGAGCAAUGCCAGGUUCCACGUUAUCUCAACUUUGACAGUCCCCACUUCGCAGAUCCUGGCCGGUCCUCUCCGAGCUGUCACACAAAUAGCGCGAGGGUCCGAUGGGCCCGAACAGCCCAGCCCCAACCCAUGUUAACUCUCCCAAACAGGCUUAGCUCGGGUUCAACAAGCAUCAUUCAGUUGCCCCAACGCCAAAAACUGGGCCGCCCAUUUUCUCAAACUGCGGCAGGGCCAGCUUUGCAGCGGAAGCAGAACUUUGCGAUCUCGCAUCUCCACCGUUUUUUGUUUUCCUCUUCUUCUUUCCCGUUUCAUUCCUCCCCGUCUCCACCUCCACCCAGUCACACAUCACACAAUGUUCUCGCGAGCCGUCCGGAUACCGCGAGUAGCGCCCCUCCGCGCUGCUCAGCGCGCCCAAGCUGCCUCCAUCGUCGCUCGGAGGACCGUCACAACCAAUGCGGCUUCGGCAGAGGUCGAUAAGAGCUCAAUUCCUCAGGCCGAGGAUGAGACUUUCCACAUUAAGCUCAACGAUGAGAGCUUCGAGACUUACGAGCUCGACCCGCCCCCCUACACGCUCGAGGUGACCAAGAAGCAGCUGAAGGAUAUGUACCGCGACAUGGUGGUUGUGAGGCAAAUGGAGAUGGCUGCCGACAGGCUAUACAAGGAGAAGAAGAUCCGGGGUUUCUGCCAUCUUUCCACCGGCCAGGAGGCCGUCGCCGUCGGUAUCGAGCAUGCGAUCAACAAGUCGGACGAUGUCAUCACUUCGUACCGGUGCCACGGCUUCGCCUACAUGCGCGGCGGUACCGUCCGCUCCAUCAUCGGUGAGCUGCUUGGCCGUCGUGAGGGUAUUGCGUACGGCAAGGGUGGCUCCAUGCACAUGUUCACCAAGGGCUUCUACGGCGGCAACGGUAUCGUCGGUGCUCAGGUUCCCGUCGGUGCCGGUCUCGCUUUCGCCCAGAAGUACACCGACAGCAAGAAGGCUACCAUCAUCCUCUACGGUGACGGUGCGAGCAACCAGGGUCAGGUCUUUGAGGCCUUUAACAUGGCUAAGCUCUGGAAGCUGCCCGCUCUUUUCGGCUGCGAGAACAACAAGUACGGUAUGGGUACGUCUGCGGCGCGCUCGUCGGCCCUGACGGACUACUACAAGCGUGGACAGUACAUCCCCGGUCUCAAGGUCAACGGUAUGGACAUCCUCGCCGUCAAGGCCGCCGUCCAGUACGGCAAGCAGUGGACGGAGGAGGGCAAUGGCCCUCUGGUUCUCGAGUACGUCACCUACCGGUACGGCGGCCACUCCAUGUCCGACCCCGGCACCACCUACCGCACCCGUGAGGAGAUUCAGCGCAUGCGGUCGACCAACGACCCCAUUGCCGGCCUGAAGCAGCACAUUCUCGACUGGGGCGUUGCGCAGGAGGACGAGCUCAAGACCAUCGACAAGGAGGCUCGCAGCCACGUCAAUGAGGAGGUCGUCGCUGCCGAGGCUAUGGCCCACCCCGAGGCCACCCCCAAGAUCUUGUUUGAGGACAUCUACGUCCGUGGCAGCGAGCCGCAGUUCAUCCGGGGUCGGACGCCGGAUGAGGCUUUCUACUUCAACUAAAGGAUCAUCUGGAGCCGAGUCUUGUGUGUUGAUGGAUUAAACCAGGGGGGACGGA
Messenger RNA from Chaetomium fimeti, 1661 nucleotides. Its product is annotated as dehydrogenase E1 component-domain-containing protein. Gene Ontology annotation, molecular function: pyruvate dehydrogenase (acetyl-transferring) activity. Lineage: Eukaryota; Fungi; Ascomycota; Sordariomycetes; Sordariales; Chaetomiaceae. The transcript has 5 exons. The record is from RefSeq and is a predicted model, not a curated record. Gene Ontology annotation, cellular component: intracellular membrane-bounded organelle. The coding region runs from base 368 to 1606 and encodes 412 amino acids. Gene Ontology annotation, biological process: pyruvate decarboxylation to acetyl-CoA.